AUGUCGAGUGCUCAAGAAAGUUCCAAUUCCAAGGACGAACUGGCUGUCCAGAUCCAGAAAUGGAAUGAGCAGGACAAUGAAAGGCAUUCAUGGCUACGAAUGCUGCAGCAGACGGUUGAGGCCUCCGAUGAGGAGAAGCGCCGCCUGAAGAAGGAAAAUGAUCAGCUCACGGCUCAGAACAGGGACUUGAACAAUCAUUUGAAGGCGCAGCAAAAACAAAAAGAUCCCUACGUCGCGGUCCUCGUCGACGGCGACGGCGCAAAGUUCCAGGACAGUUUCCUCCAAGACCCCGAAGAAGGUGCCACGAAUGCCGCUCUCGCGAUCAGGCAACACGUUGCCGAAUACGUCAAGGAUACAGACCUGAGUAGUGAUAUAACCAUCUUUGCCCGGGUCUUUGCCAAUGUCAAGGACCUCGCCCACUCUCUCCGCCUCUCGGGAAUUGUCAGCUACGAAGAUAAAUUUUUGAAAUUUGUUACAAACUUCACCAAUGCUCGUGCCGAGUUUGAUUUCGUCGAUGUCGGAUCUGGCAAGGAGAAUGCCGACUCCAAGAUACGACGAAUGCUGAAAUACUAUCACGACGAUGUUCGCUGCAAGAAGAUAUUCUUUGUCGCCUGCCAUGACGCCGGAUAUGCACAUGAUCUACGGCCGUAUAUCGACGACCAGGGGAGCCGUCUCGUCCUUAUCGAAACCACCCCCGCAGCAACAGGAAUCAAGAAGCUCGGUCUUCCCAUUAUUACUUUUGACAAUGUAUUCCGCAGCGGUCUGCUUCAGAACGAGAUCAGGAUUAUUCCCCAAUCUCCACCCAAGCAGAUUUCUUCUCCGUCACCUCCGCCUCGUGCUCAGCCGCCGGUUGCAACGACGACAGUCACGGCGACCACGACGACAAUUAGAUCAGGUAAUGGAGGUAUUUCCACCAAGUACAAGGGGAGCUAUGCUGCGGCUGGUGGCACCGGAAACCACCAGAAUAUUGAUGUCGGUACGACCAAGGCGAAAGCACCCAAGGUCAUGGAGUUCAAUCAGGACAAUGUCCGCCUUGAUCCGCCUGCCAAGAUGCCAGGCCACACUCCAGCUCAAGAUAGCUACAAACGAAAACUUGCAGAGGCAAGAAACCAAGCGUUUUGCAAUGGUCACUAUCUCAGCGGCACCUGCUCGUGGGGACCCCAAUGCACCAGGGAACAUGACACGAAGCUCACGGCAGACGAGAUGGUCAUCCAUCGCUACAAGGCACGCAGUUGCCCGUGCUUCGUCGGGCCUGGGUGCCCUGACUUUGCUUGCCCCAUGAGCCACCAUUGUCCGCAGGACCCGUUCUGCACACGGGGCAACGAGUGCAAGUUCAAGAAUACCGCCAAGUUUGGCGACAUGCAUCUGACCAAGGCGGGUAUGAGACCAGUGAAACGUUGGACAGAGGGUUGCGAGUUCCCAGAGCCUAUAAUGACUUAG
This is a messenger RNA of Fusarium falciforme, 1440 nucleotides long. RefSeq names its product C3H1-type domain-containing protein. Bases 1 to 1440 code for a protein of 479 amino acids. Gene Ontology annotation, molecular function: metal ion binding. The transcript has 5 exons. NCBI's taxonomy places the organism in Eukaryota, Fungi, Ascomycota, Sordariomycetes, Hypocreales, Nectriaceae. The record is from RefSeq and is a predicted model, not a curated record.